AUGGAGAGAAUCACAGCUCCUUAUAAGUUGGACAAGGAGUCAGAUCAAGUAAUCGCUACAAGGAACAAUGUGAUAAAUAAUAUCAUAGCUAUUCAUACAGUUCAGAGUCCUGCAAAAAAUAUUACAGAAUUUGUCCUCUUGGACUUCUCUCAGGAUCCUGAUGUGCAAAAUGCAUUAUUUGUCAUGUUUUUACUCACAUACUUGGUGACAAUGGUGGGGAACCUGCUCAUUGUGGUGACUAUUAUUGCCAGCCCUUCCUUGGGCUCCCCAGUUUACUUCUUCCUUUCCUGUCUGUCAUUUAUAGAUGCUGCAUAUUCCACUACCAUUUCUCCCAAACUGAUUGUACAGUUACUCAUUGAUAAGAAGACCAUUUCCUUCCAAGCUUGCAUGGCCCAGCUAUUUGUAGAACACAUGUUUGGUGGUACUGAAAUCUUCCUUCUGGUAGGAAUGGCCUAUGAUCGCUAUGUGGCCAUCUGUAAGCCACUGCACUAUUUGACCAUCAUGAAUCGACAGGUUCGCAUCCUUCUGUUUGUGUUGGCUGUGACAGGAGGUUUUGUGCAUUCUAUGUUUCAAAUUGCUGUUGUGUACAGUCUCCCCUUCUGUGGCCCCAAUGUCAUUGACCACUUUGUCUGUGACAUGUACCCAUUAUUGAAACUGGCAUGCACUGACACCUACUUUAUAGGCCUCACUGUUGUUGUCAGUGGUGAAGCAAUGUGUAUGGUCAUCUUCACCCUUCUACUGAUAUCCUAUAGAAUCAUCCUAAACUCUCUUAAAACUUACAGUCAGGAAGGGAGGCAUAAAGCCCUGUCUACCCGAAGCUCCCACAUCACCUUGAUUGUCCUCUUUUUUGUUCCCUGUAUUUUCAUGUAUGUUAGACCUGUUUCAAACUUUCCUAUUGAUAAAUUCAUGACUGUGUUUUAUACAGUUAUCACACCCAUGUUGAAUCCUUUAAUAUACACGUUGAGAAAUUCAGAGAUGAGAAACUCUAUAGAAAAACUCUUGUAUAAAAAGCUAUCUGUAGUUAGAAUAAGAGUGUCCCUCCUCAUGUAG
Molecule: messenger RNA, 1050 nt
Organism: Nomascus leucogenys (northern white-cheeked gibbon)
Lineage: Eukaryota; Metazoa; Chordata; Mammalia; Primates; Hylobatidae
Product: olfactory receptor 4A5-like
Exons: 2
Coding region: 1-1050 (349 amino acids)
Biological process (GO): G protein-coupled receptor signaling pathway
Cellular component (GO): membrane
Molecular function (GO): G protein-coupled receptor activity; olfactory receptor activity
Source: RefSeq, a predicted model, not a curated record